UCUUAUACACCCCCUCCUGGCCUCCUCACCCACCCCUCUACCGCAGCCUCCUCUUCCCCCAUCGCCGGUCUUCCCGAAGUCUUCUAAACCCUAAUCCCCCAAAUCCCCGACGCAAAACUACACGCCGCUCACCGGAGUUCUCGAGGAGGAAAUAUGAGUCGCCAUCCGACCACCAAGUGGGCGCAGAGGUCCGACAGGGUGUUCCUGACGAUCGAGUUACCCGAUGCCAAGGAUGUGAAGCUGAACUUGAAGCCUGAGGGCCAUUUCAACUUCUCGGCAAAAGGCUCAGAUGACUUGCCCUAUGAGUUUGACCUCGAGCUGUUUGAUGCUGUUAAUGUGGAGGAGAGCAAAGCAGCUGUUGCCCCAAGAACUAUAUGCUACCUGAUCAAGAAAGCUGAGAGCAAGUGGUGGCCAAGGCUGCUGAAAAAGGAGGGCAAGCCACCUGUUUUCUUGAAGGUUGACUGGGACAAAUGGCAGGAUGAGGAUGAUGAGGAUAUCGGAUUUAAUGACUUUGAUGGUAUGGACUUCUCGAAACUGGACAUGGGUGGUGCUGAUGAUGAGGAUAUUGAGGAUGAUGAAGAUGAUGUGGUUGAAAGUGCUAACAAAGAUGAAGGUGCUAUGGAGAGCAAGGUGGAGGAGGAAGCAACUCCAGCAGCAGCCGCUGCAGAGGAAGCUAAACCAUGAAGAAGCAAAUGAGUUUGCUCGACACCAUCGGUUGACCACGCAUGAUAUCCAGCUAGACUAGAUGUUCCCUUAGAUUUUUGGUGUAAAAUCUGGAGGAUGGAUCGAUCACUCACUGCAUAUGAAGUAAAGAAACCAAACACUCGUACUGUUUAGUUAUUGGCUGAACCUUUUGAACUGCUGUUAUAAUAUUUGGUCAGAGCGUAUUUGUGUCCGCCAUUGGAAGAUGAUUCGAUGUUUGUAUGGCGUGAUAGCGAUGUUUA
Molecule: messenger RNA, 944 nt
Organism: Panicum hallii
Lineage: Eukaryota; Viridiplantae; Streptophyta; Magnoliopsida; Poales; Poaceae
Exons: 6
Coding region: 154-684 (176 amino acids)
Biological process (GO): chaperone-mediated protein complex assembly; protein folding
Cellular component (GO): cytosol; nucleus
Molecular function (GO): protein-folding chaperone binding; Hsp90 protein binding
Source: RefSeq, a predicted model, not a curated record